CACCCCCCAAAAAAAAAAAAUAAAAAAAAAAUAACUAAAUAAUAAUGUUGGAUUAUUAGCUUGGAUGGGAGGAUGAAUGUGGUGGGUAAGGUUGGUAGCCUCAUUUCACAGGGUGUUUAUUCUGUUGCUACCCCAUUCCAUCCCUUCGGUGGGGCUGUUGAUGUUAUUGUUGUGGAGCAGCAGGAUGGGACCUACCGGAGCACGCCUUGGUAUGUACGGUUUGGUAAGUUUCAAGGCGUCCUUAAAGGUUCUGAGAAGAUUGUUCGCAUAUCUGUGAAUGGUGUGGAAGCUGGUUUCCAUAUGUACCUUGAUAAUUCUGGUGAAGCUUAUUUCGUUAGAGAGGUUUUGCCUAGUAAAGAUCAGAAGAUUGACGGGCUUCAUAAGAAUCCUGACAAUCCAGAAGUACCACAGCUAGAUAGUAAUGGCAGCUGUAACAGUAUUGGUAAUAUUGGUAAGGACAGUAGUAAUGAUAAUCAUGUUAGUCUUGGUCGAGAUGAAAAUGCUGUAUCCAAUUCCGAGGAAUUCUUUAUUUCCAAUGAAUGUCUUUCCUUAAAUAGAGACCAGCUUGAGAAUGUUGAAGCAGACAAUGGAAGACGGCUAUAUACAUUUCAAGAUGACAAAUCUCCUGGAGCUGAUUCUGUUGGGUCAUCAGAGUUUGGGGCUUAUCAUUAUGAGAGCUUAGAUCACGUUGAGAAUGUUGUGGAAUCUCAGGGUUCGGACUCAGAGGUGGUAUUGGUGAGUGUGGAUGGGCAUGUACUGACAGCACCCAUCUCUUCAUUGGAACAAAACACAGAUAAUGUGCAGUUAAGUACGCCACAGUUUCAUCUGGGUCCAGGUGAAGGAACUGACUACAAUGGAGAUAAUGAGGAGUUUUGUACUGGUGAAGAUGCAUGGGCUGCUGCUGAUUAUUUGAGUGAUAUUAAUGUGGCAGCACCUAAUAGUGCAUCGGACGGCACACUACCCAUAUGUAAUGCUGAUCGGAUUCCUUCUGAAGUUUGUGAAAUUGUCAAUAAAGUUAUCUCUCAAUCUCAGGAUGCUCAGACCAUUGAAAGCAUUGAAAGAAGAGAUCAUGGUCACUCAACAGAUAUAGUUGUUUGUAGAAGUAAGAAAGAGUUCACUGGGAAUUGCUUACAAAUUGGAGAUGCAGAUGCACAAAACAUUGGUUCUCCAUUCAUUGACGUGGCCACAAAACAAGGCACUGAAGAUCCACUUGGGGAUUCUUAUUCCAGUCUUCCACCAAAGAAGCAAACUCAAGCCACAGAUGAUCCUGUAUUCAAUUCUGGUCUUGGGUUAUCCCUUUCUAGUUCAGGUUCCGCUGGCAACAGUAUGUCUGUAGGUUUAAGCAUUGAUGUUGAGUAUCUCGAGAACAGUAAUUUGAUAGUUGGAAGAUCAGAUAAUGAGGAUUCGGACAUCACGUCUGUCCAUUCUGUAAGCAAUGAUCCAGGAUGGAAGGAUGAACAAUUUGGUGUAGCACCAGAAGCUCUUGGGCUACAAGAUAGUCCAGGAGGACCCUCGCCUGAAGAAGAAUGCAGUCCCAAUGAGAUAGCAGAAAUUCAGAAAGGAGCUUCUGGUGGAGGAAUGGGAUUUGAGAUUUCAUUAUCUGCAGCUAAUAGUGCAUCAGAAGGCGUGCUACCCAUAUGUAAUGCUGAUCAGAUUCCUUCUGAAGUUUGUGAAAUUGCCGAUAAAAUUAUCACUCAAACUCAGGAUGCUCAGACCAUUGAAAGCAUCAAACGAGAUCAUGAUCACUCAAAAGAUAUAGUUGUUUGUAUAAGUAAGAAAGAGAUCACUGGGAGUUGCUCAGAUUUGUCAGAUUUAUGCAUUGGAGAUGCUGAUGCAGAUGCACAAAACUUUGGUUCUCCAUUCAUGGACGUGGCCAAAAAACAAGGCACUGAAGAUCCACUUGGGGAUUCUUAUUCCAGUCUUCCACCAAAGGAGCAAACUGAAGCCACAGAUGAUCCUGUAUUCAACGCUGGUAUUGGGUUUCCCCUUUCUAGUUCAGGUUCAGCUGGCUACAGUAUGUCUGCAGGUUUAAGCAUCGAUGUUGAGGAUCUUGAGAACAAUAAUUUGAUAGUUGGAAGAUCGGAUAAUGAAGAUUCUGACAGCACGUCUGUCCAUUCUGUAAGUAAUGAUCCAGGAUGGAAGGAUGAGCAAUUUGGUGUAGCACCAGAAGAUCUUGGGCUACAAAGUAGUCUAGGAGGACCCUCGCCUGAAGAAGAAUGCAGUCCCAAUGAGAUAGGAGAAAUUCAGAAAGGAGCUUCUGGUGGAGGAAUGGGAUUUGAGAUUUCUCUUUGUGCAAAUCUUCUUUAUGCUGGAAUGGGGAUGGGUCCUGCUGGUGUAAUCUUUGAUGCACAUUGCAUAUCUGAAGAGGAGUUCAAAGCUUCUGCAGCAUCGAUUACCAAGAAUGAAAACCUUAUUGUUAGAUUUAAAGGGAAGUACUUAACAUGGGAUCAAGCUGCUCCUGUGAUUCUCGGAAUGGCUGCAUUCGGUUUAGAUUUACCCGUUGAGCCGAAAGAUGCAAUUCCCAUGGAACAGGAUGAGUCACUAAAGCCCAAGGAAGAUGCUUCUGCAACUUCCUCACCUUCUAGCCGCAGAUGGAGGCUUUGGCCAAUCCCAUUUAGAAGAGUUAAAACUCUUCAGCACACCACCAGUAACUCAUCAAAUGAGGAGGUGUUUGUUGAUUCAGAACCUGGCUCACAAAACCCACCUUUGGAACCAGCUCCAGUAUCCACUGGUGGCAAUGAGUCUCCUCAUAAGCAGCUAGUAAGAACAAAUGUUCCCACUACUGAGCAGAUUGCUUCUUUGAAUCUUAAAGAAGGCCAGAAUAUGGUAACCUUCAGUUUCUCUACCAGGGUUCUAGGAACUCAAAAGGUUGAUGCCCAUAUCUACCUGUGGAAGUGGAAUGCACGGAUUGUCAUCUCUGAUGUUGAUGGGACCAUUACCAAGUCGGAUGUCCUUGGUCAAUUCAUGCCACUAGUUGGGAAGGAUUGGACACAAUCUGGAGUAACACGGCUUUUCUCUGCCAUUAAGGAAAAUGGUUAUCAACUACUCUUUUUGAGUGCACGUGCAAUUGUUCAGGCAUAUCUAACCAGGAGUUUUCUUCUCAACAUCAAGCAGGAUGGGAAAACAUUACCAAAUGGGCCUGUUGUCAUUUCACCCGAUGGAUUAUUUCCUUCACUGUACCGAGAAGUAAUAAGAAGAGCACCUCAUGAGUUCAAGAUUGCAUGUUUAGAGGAUAUUAAAGCACUUUUUCCAAAAGACUACAAUCCAUUCUAUGCGGGCUUUGGGAAUAGAGACACUGAUGAACUCAGCUACCGGAAAAUUGGGAUCCCAAAAGGCAAAAUAUUCAUCAUCAAUCCUAAGGGUGAAGUAGCCAUCAAUCACAGCAUUGAUGUAAAGUCAUACACCUCUUUGCACACGCUAGUGAAUGACAUGUUCCCACCCACUUCACUAGUAGAGCAGGAGGAUUUCAAUGCAUGGAAUUAUUGGAAAAUUCCACUGCCAAACAUUGACUGACAACAAACAUUAUUGAGGUUGUUUUCCAUCAACUGGGGCAAUUAAGAGGGUGGGAUGGUCUGGAUUAUUUUCACAGCCUGCAACACUCCAAUUUAUCCAUCCUCUAUUAUUAGUGCUGAUUUGCUUAUUUUUUGAGAAAAAAAGAGAAGAAUACUGGUAUGCUUGUUCUUUAUUCAUUAAUCAUUUCGGGUGAUGAUGUCAUAAUCCGUAUACCAUUAUCUUCCUAGUGGAAAUUUCAGGUGCCAGGUUGGCUUAAAAUGCCUCUUAAUACAAUAAAGAUUUUGUCACCAUCGUAAGCGCACCCAUGUUAAGAUUCAUGUAUUGUUCUGUUUUCAUCUUGCAAAUAGAGGAUUUAUUUAUUCAAACAGUCUGGUUAUUCUGGCCUUGCAUCACCAAAUCUCUAUAUAAUAGGGUAUCUAGAUGGUUUCUGUCCACACCAAAUAGCAUACUUGUAUUGAACAACAAAAUUUGCUAAGAUUUUUGGAUCUGUAUUCUCAUUGUAAUGUUCAUGGGUACUUGAGAUAGCUGCAUCUGUCCUUAGGCAGGGUGAGUUGCUUUUUGUAGAGGAUGGCUUGGUUACUUGUCAAAGAGUUCCCAGAUGAUUCUCCAAGAAAAUAAAUUACCAGCAGAUGCCACGAAGAGUUGGUCUUAGUUUAUCAGGGAGCCUGCUUGGGUACAAAGUUAUGUAAAUUGCUUCUGGUGAUAUGUUGAAAGAGUAAUCUGAUGACGGUCUUCCAUGAGCAUCUAAUUUGAUUUAACUCCCGCUGUUUUUAUAGUUGAAAACUAUUGUCAAACUCAAGUGUAGUACCUAACAUGGAUGAAAUGUAGGGUGCUGUGUUGGGCCAA
Messenger RNA from Macadamia integrifolia, 4359 nucleotides. Its product is annotated as phosphatidate phosphatase PAH1-like. The transcript is spliced from 11 exons. Gene Ontology annotation, molecular function: phosphatidate phosphatase activity. Bases 73 to 3513 code for a protein of 1146 amino acids. NCBI's taxonomy places the organism in Eukaryota, Viridiplantae, Streptophyta, Magnoliopsida, Proteales, Proteaceae. The record is from RefSeq and is a predicted model, not a curated record.